AUGUCGACGACCGAUCCGGCAAAGCGCCCCCUUGGUUCCAGCGACGAAGGGUCAUCGGAGGAAAAUCCAAACAAGCGCGCUCGGUUGGAGGAUCCAGCAGCAGCAGUAGCAGCAGCAGCAGCAACAGCGGCAGUGCCGGUCUUCGUUGCUCCCUGCACGACCACCUCGUUGCAAGCCGCAUCGACCGCCGCUGCUCCACUCACUCUAACAACCUCACCAGCAACAGCAAUGAUGACAACGACUGAGUUGGCAGCUUCAGCACCGCCCAAUAGUCAUACCACAAGCUCUACCGAGACUGCUCCGGCAGUGCUUCCACGGGCGGUCUUGGGCACGCACCUACUGUCUCCAUAG
Messenger RNA from Capsaspora owczarzaki ATCC 30864, 351 nucleotides. RefSeq lists its product as hypothetical. The transcript has 2 exons. NCBI's taxonomy places the organism in Eukaryota, Filasterea, Ministeriida, Capsasporidae. Bases 1 to 351 code for a protein of 116 amino acids. The record is from RefSeq and is a predicted model, not a curated record.